AUGGUCGGCGAUCCCGGGGUUCCUGGUCCCGCCCUCUCCGGACCACUGGGUGGAUACUGGGUCUCUCACUACCCCGAGCACCCGGAGUACCGUAUCGAUCCGGAAGAUGUCAUCUUCCACUCAUCGAAGCCGACGACGGGGCUCGGAGGGGGACUAGUGGUCGACGCCGCCCACUGGCUCGUUAUCGCAAAGGCCUUGGUCUACGCGUAUCUGGCUCCUGGAGGGAGGAAAAAGAAAGCUUCUCCCCCAGACGAGCUCUGUUGCGAGCCUUUCUGGUGCAACAGGCUUCAAAUCCUCUUGGUGGCAACGAUGCCUCCCCCACCACUGCCAAUCUCCGCUGCCCCGGCUGUCGCCAAGAGAGGGCUGUGCGCCGGUCCUACCAUUUUCCAAGAUACUGCAUCCCAAGCCCGCGUACUUGAAGAAGAGCCGCCGUGGUCCAGCCGAGGACCUGCGCAACGAAAUGCCCCGCCUCCACUCAUCGACGUCGAUCGUACUACUGUCCCCCAAGUCGAACCAUCCCUCGCCCAAAAUAAGAAGGGCGUCCCCUGUCACCGGGCGAACGUCGCUAUGGCGCCAAUCUACGAGAUGACCGCUAUCUCGCUCGACCCGCCGAUGAUGCUGGUCAACUCUUGCGAGUUUUGCAACCGGGACGGGAAGCCGGGGGCGUGCGACGGUCGAGGGGUCAUCUUUUCCGCGAACGCAGACCAGAGUCGUCACCAGACGCCCGGCGAUACCAUCUUUCGAGUGUCUGUUCACGAUACUGUGGGAGUGCGCCCCAACCUGCCUUUCGGCGCGGACUACGCAAGUCAGGUGAGCGUCGCAAAGCGCAUUUCGCUUGGCGCUGGCGGGAGACCCAAGGAUUUCUAG
Dioszegia hungarica is the source of this 867-nucleotide messenger RNA. RefSeq lists its product as uncharacterized. The coding region runs from base 1 to 867 and encodes 288 amino acids. Lineage: Eukaryota; Fungi; Basidiomycota; Tremellomycetes; Tremellales; Bulleribasidiaceae. The record is from RefSeq and is a predicted model, not a curated record. The transcript has 8 exons.